AUGUCAAAUAAAGAUCACGGACAUUUAAAUUGGGGACUUUUGAGACAAACUUUUACGUCAUAUAAACUGAAAGUAGUCUUGAAGAAACUUGUACUGUCAAAGUGGAUCUUAAAUUGUGAUAUAUACAACAAGAGAAAAUAUCUAGGACAGUCUUCAUGCCAGGUUAUAAAAGAUAUUGCACUACUAGUGAAACCUUGUGAACGGUGUGAGGAAAUAUUAGCUGAGGAAGAAAGAGACAAAACACCGACACCUGGAGACUUGGGAGAUUUUGACGAUUUAGACACCACAAAUACGACUCCAAAAUCUACGAGAGAUGAGAGCAAGGAUUCAACAGACGGACAUGUAGACAUUUCCGACGGAGAUACAAAAUCUCACAAAACUGCCAAUGGCAUUAUAGAUGAAAGAAAACAGAUUCAAAGUGCAAAAUCUUCAGUUAAAUUCUCGAGAAAUAACUGUGCACUUGGAGAACAGGAGAUCAAUGAUAUAAAUGAAACCACUGGAAUUAACCUUCAGGAGCUGUUUUCGAAAUUAGAUGAAUUAAAUGACAAGGAUGAAGCAAAUGGAUCUGAGUAUAAACAAGGGUUACAUAUAGCAGAUACGCCCCCCGGGUCUCCAACUUCCAGUAUGGAUUCUGCUUCCACAUGCUCCUUUGACCAUUUUGACUUUGAUACCAGCUUCUGCUCCUUGAAAAGUACAGAUACAAUGGAACCCGGUGAUCUUGCUGAUCAGCUUUCUUUAGUACAGCAGAUGGUGAUGGAGAUGAAGACAGGGUUCGCAAAUGCCAUGGAAGAACUGUCCAAGAUUCAGUACGGUGAUCAGACACUACAACAACAACUAGUUGACAGCAAGAAACAUUGCAGUGAGGAGAUUGUUGCUAUGAAACAAGUUGUAGAAGAACUCAGAAAUGAAGUUAAAAGUUUGAGUGGCCGUCUGCAAGAAGUAUCUGAUACACAGAAAAGCUUGCAGGAUAAACUAGACACCUAUCAAUCAGAUAAAGACAUGCUCCUGGAUGAGCUAGAGCAAUCUGGAGCUAUUAAUGACCAGAUCAGAUUGCGACUGUCUGGUGGUACGGUAAAAGACAACAACAACAUUAUACCCCCUGAUGUAGCCCCCAUGGUUCAUCCAUACCUAAACAGUUUACAGAAUCAUCAUAGAGGGGUAGAUGAUUAUAACUCAGAUUCUUCACUGACAGCAGCAGUAUCAAGAAGUUUAAACCUGACACAGGCUCUAGGAGAAAAAUGUUUGAAUCUCGACAUCUCCACAGCCUCUAGUGAUGAUGAGGACAAUAGCAGACAUUCUAGGAGUGACAGUGGACAUCAAAGAAUGAAAAGACACAGCAGCUUUCAAUAUGAAGAAACUAACAGACACAGUCAAAAAGUGCCACCACAUCAACAGGUUCUUGGAGAAGUUCAUCGGGAAGAAGCUGCACGAGAUAUAGCUGACGUAGAACGUGAGUACUGCUCACAGUUAUGGGCCCUGAUAGAGGAUUACAUGAACCCACUGCGGGACAGCGAGAUCCUCGGGCGACGAGAAUUACACCUGCUGUUUCCAUCUUACAUUCCACAUAUCUACGAACAACAUUGUAUUAUACUGAGAAAGAUGGAAGAAAGAAUGAAGAAAUGGAAGAAUAGUGGUGUCAUCGGUGACAUCUUUGCCAAGUUUACUGAAUCACAAGAUGGUGAUGGUUUGUUACUAUAUAAAGAUUUCAUCAAUGACUUCCCUACAAUCAUAAACUCUAUGAACAAAUGGUUCACUCAUUCACCACAUUUCAGAGAACUUAUGCAGAGUCAAUGUCUGGCGAAUGCCCCAGUAUUAACCUUGUUGCUAGCACCUUUACAACAAGUACCCAAAUAUUCCAUACUUUUAAAGACAUUAUUGAAGCAUACACCAGCAGACCACCCAGAUAGAUAUUACCUGGAAUCUUCCCUUAAUCGACUCAAACAAUUCCUCAACAAUAUGAAUGAUGACCUUGAACAUGCCAUGCAAGCUAUAAACAUCAGUAGUCAACCAGUUAACAGAUCAAGAGACACAGGUCAUUCAGCAAGGUCAAAGUCAAGUGCCAGUAGCGGAGAAGCCAAUCAUAUAUCACGAGACUCCGGUGUCCACUCCAACGAAGAAGAGCGUGCCAAAUCUCCAAUGUCUCCCAACACGACACGCAGGUAUUUGCUGCAAGUUUUAAGAGAGAAAAGGGAACAUGGGAUUCAAGGUCAUGCGAGGCAAGAUGGUCAUCCUUCCACACCAAGAGGUCGUAAACAAGCUGGUUAUGGUAGUCAUCCAGACCUUUCCCAUCAGCCACCAGCAGUUCAAGAUGGACGAAUGUCACCAUAUUUGAAUUCUCUACCUCAAUCUAAGAUGUUUUCUUCUCUUUCAAAGCUUCCAUUGCCCAGGGAAAAUAGUCAUAACAGGAGGUCAAGGUCACACAAAACUCCUGAUAGACAUCGCCCUGUAAUCAACAGAAAUUAUCUCCGACCUUUAACGCCACAAGUGAUUCCACAGUCAACAAGUGCUCAUAAUUUUGAAAGUGCUAAGCGUAGGGAGGAAUUUGCAGAUAAAAUGAGGCAAAGACCUGCUUCUGCAAUGGAAUUUUCAUAUGGGUCACAUGACCAGCAAGAUGAAUUUUUGGAGUUGUUAGCUCACCAAGCGAGUUUAGCAAUCUCACCUCCACAUUCCAGUUCCAGUGACAGAUCUAGACAAGAGUUACAGUUAUCUCUACAGAAGCUGCUGGCAGAAACAGGAAAUACAGGGGAACAGUACUUUGAACCAGAACGGGAACCAGAGGGACAUGUUUCAUAUCAUAAACAGUUCUUGACGGCCAAGGAAAGAAUUCUAAGGCAAGAUGUACAGGCAGAGAUGUAUCAAGACCCAAAUCAGGUAGAGGAAAGUGCACAAGAGGAUUAUGGGAUAUAUGGUGAUGAUGAUGAAGAUGAUUAUGAAAAUGAUGCAGAAUUUGAUCAUGAUGUAAAGCCAAUGAAACUUUUAGAAGAUUCCCAUAGACCAAAAAUAAUGAUUCCAAAAUGGCGUCAAAAUGCUUCCCCACAGCCUCCUAGUUAUAAUCGAAGUGUAACUCAUAUGAGCAAACAGCAGACUGGUUCAACUUCUGAAGAAAACUUAGCUGCUUCAUUAGCUCAAAGUUUAUUUGAUGACAAAAAACAGAGUACCCUUCCAAGAGAAAAAAAAUCAAGAAUCAACCCAAACAAUGUUGAAAGCUCAGCAGAUAAUGUUCAGACAAAUGGAAGUUUAAAAAGAAAAAUGCCCUCCAACAGAGCUGAGUCACCUACAAAAUCACCUGUACGACAAAGUCCAAUACCAACAAGUAAACAAAGUCUUCCUCAUGGGAAAUCAUUGUCAUUUGAUGCCUCUCCAAGCAGACCAAGUAAUUUGAAUUUAUCUAACACAAAUUCUCAAGCAAAAACCUCUGUAAGUCAGGGAGGUAUUGUCUCAACCCAUGCUGUUGUAUCUCAGGAUCCCUCAAGUCCUGAGCCGGCUACAAUGGCUAGACCAAAAUCAUUCACUAAACUAAAUGAUGUUAUAGCUUAUACAGCUGACUGCUUGGAGAAAAGUGACGGUAAACUUGAAACUGCAGAUGACAAAGAUUUGGGUAAUAAUGAGAACACUGAUAGUACUGGUGCAGUUGUUAAUUCGGGUAAAUUAACAAAAUUGGAUAUUUUAGCAGACGAAAAUAUGAAAGUGUCGUCUGUUGAUAAUUCUAUCACAUCUGGUCAGUCAAAUGGUAAAUCAGCCAACAAGGAGAGUCAAAGUAAAACAAACUCAAAACUCUCCUUUGCAACAUCACCAGUGGAGCAAACAAAUGCAUCACAAAGUCCUCUUAAUACAGACAGUGUUGUUUACUAUUUCCAAAAUCGCAAUAAAAUAAAUCAGGGUAAUUCUACAGAUUCUUCAAGUCCUACCAAAUCACGUCUUCCAACUUUUACCAGCAUGGACAAAACCUCAACACCUAUUAAAGAACAAAAACAUUUUCAACCAAUCACAAGUGUUUCCCCAACAAAUGAGACAUUCAAUAGUUUCACUAAAAAGGAACGUGGGAGAUUUGUUCGAGGAGAUGAAACUGACACUGAAAAUAAAGUUAUAGUGAACAGAUUAGAUAAAAACAAAAGUCCAUCUGAAUUUGAUGAAAUGAAAGAUGAUUCUGAAGGGGCUACAAAAGAAAGAGUGCUACGAGCUGUUGAUAAGCUUAGAUUAAGUUUUGAACGUAAGAAACAAAUUAGUGAAGAGAGGAGGCAGACUAGAGCUGAAGUUGUUUCACCUACAAAUGUUAGCAUACAGAAGCAAUUCAAUGAGAUAAAUUAUGUGGCAAAAAAGGGGGAAACAAAACCUGUGGUUCUCAAAACAUUCUCAUCACCAACAAAUCAAGUUGUGGUUAAUUCUCCUGUAGAUACAAAUGAACAAAUGGUUAAUGAAGAACCAACAGAACAAAAGCAAGGUUUAUAUAGAAAAGCAGGCUCUUCCAAAACACCGUCAAAAUUCCAGUCAGAGCCAUCUGCUUCUGCUAGGCAGAUACAGAAGCUGGAAAGGGCUACAAGUCCAACAGGAAGAUCUUCAAGCCCCACUAACAUGAGCUCUUAUGAAAAAUUUAAAAACCAAGUUGAACAGUCUAAUAUAGUGAAACCUGCAAGAAGGGGAACAAGCCCUCAGAGGAAUUCAGCAGAGGUUUCAUUGAUACCCAAAAGGUCAAAGAGUCCCACAAGGGCCUCUAUGGAAAGGGAACGACCUAAAUCAACAAAUGACCUUGGUGCUGCCCUGGCAGCAGAGAGUGAAACAGCUAACCCUGCAAUGAAAAGUGCUAUGAAAGAAACAAAAAUUCCAGUUUUGAAAAAGACAGGUGUGACACUCUCAAAAUCAUCAGAAGAUGUAUCAAAGAUUAAAAAGAAGUCACAUUUCAAAGACCAAUUGAAGAAUAUUUUUGGAAGAAAAAAGAAGAAAUCGAAAUUGUAUAGUUUCAAUGGUUAUGACCCUGAUGAGGAAUACAAUAAUCAUGUCACCAUAGCUACAGAAACCUCAUUCCAGUUGACCAAUGACGCGAUGAUGUUUCCACUUACAAAAGACCGUCGCUCUAAUUCCGCCUCUCAACUACUACAGAGUUAUCAGUUUGAGGAUGAUGACAGUGAUGACCCAGUUAGUGAAGUGUGAAAAAUACAUCAAACUAUAGUACAGUGUGCAAAAUGCAGCUAAUAGUGCAGUGUGCAAAAUAGUGUAAUGUGUAAAACCAUUGGUACAGUGUGCAAAAUGUAAUUUAUUAGUGCAGUACUAGUAAACAAAGUGGUAAUUGUUAGUGCAGUGUGCAUACUGCUAUUAGUGAUGUACCCUGACAUGUAAAAUUUUACGGCCUGUUUACAUACUGUUGAUAUAAUUAUUUAUUUAAUUAUAAAAAGAUGGCUGUGAAGUAAUUGUAAGCAGAUCAAAAUGUUAGUGGAGUUAUUGAAUUAUUAUUUUCAUUAUUGAGUAAACUGCCAUGAUGAUAUAAACUUGAUCAUUUCAAAUAAUGUGAACAAAGAUUUUAGAUGUUCUUUAAAAACGAGAAAACAGUGAACAAAAUGUUCAGUGUUAUGAUGAAGUAAAAAUGCCAAUCCUUUUGAAUACUGUAUAUUACUAGGUACUUUAUCAGUGAGAAUACAGACAUUGGAAAAUGAUGUAUUAUUAUUAAAAUGAAAUCUUACAUGAGCCAGAAAAUAGAAAGAAAUCUUGCAUGAACCGGAAAAUAGAGAUGUUUAAAAUCCGAAGAAAAGUAAUCGGUUUUUAUGAGCCUUUCUUUGUUUUGAAAAAUUUGCCACUCUAUAUGACCCUUCCUUUUUGUUUUUCCUUGAAAAACUUAUCUUUUUAUGGCCAUUAAUCUAUCACAAUUGUAGAAGUAUAUUUCAGAUUUUUUUGUUAUCUUGACUCUGACUUAUAUAAUUGUCAUAAACACCGUAUGUAUUCAGCGACACAUUUUCUAAAAUCUAUGACAUUAUUUUACUUCCCAACUUAUCUCACUAUUAUUUAACAAUCUUUCUGAACAUGUACAUGUGUAUAUUCAUUGCCUUGAAUGUUUGGUUGUUUCAAUAAAGUAACUAAUUUAUUGAUUUAUCUAUAAAUUUUAUUUAUCUAUUUUUUCAUCAUUAAAGGUAAUGUACAUGUUAAAAUAUUAAGAAUUUUUCUUAUUUAUUAUUAUGUAUAUGUAUGCACACAACUUUGUUUAUAUUGGCAGCAAUAGUGGUUUAUUGCAAUGCACAUUUCAUCAAUAUACUGGACAUCUAUUUCAUAAUACAUGUAUAAUGAUAUAAAUACAGAACUUAAAAGA
Messenger RNA from Ruditapes philippinarum (Manila clam), 6295 nucleotides. RefSeq lists its product as uncharacterized. The transcript has 18 exons. The coding region runs from base 1 to 5148 and encodes 1715 amino acids. Gene Ontology annotation, molecular function: guanyl-nucleotide exchange factor activity. The record is from RefSeq and is a predicted model, not a curated record. NCBI's taxonomy places the organism in Eukaryota, Metazoa, Mollusca, Bivalvia, Venerida, Veneridae.